Molecule: messenger RNA, 1469 nt
Organism: Episyrphus balteatus (marmalade hoverfly)
Lineage: Eukaryota; Metazoa; Arthropoda; Insecta; Diptera; Syrphidae
Product: meiosis-specific nuclear structural protein 1
Exons: 1
Coding region: 65-1405 (446 amino acids)
Source: RefSeq, a predicted model, not a curated record
GUGACAUAAUUUUUUUUUUUUUUCAGAAGUAUUUUGCUCAAAUAUUCGUUAAAAAAUUCUGCUCAUGGAGCAUUAUGAAUUCAUUUCAAAGACUGACAAAAAGAGUCUAUUCAAUCAAAUAAAGUUCCUAGUAAGCUGUGGCCAAGAAUCAUAUCAAAAUGAUCUUGCUACCCGAAGAAGACAACUUCGAGAACUUCUGGAGAAUGAAGAAAAAGUCUACGAAAACGAAUUUAUUGAAAAAAUCAAGUCGCGAGUUGAUGAAAAUAUUCGACAACGACAAAAAUCUCUCAUGACUAUGAAAGAAGAGCGUAAGAAAGAGCAAACAAAGUUUGUUGCCUCAAAGAAACUUCAUCAAAAUAUGCUAAAUUGUCAUGAAAUUCGUGAAGAAUUGAGGAAAAAAGACUAUCGUCAAACACAACUUUGUCAAUUGGAACAAAUCGACGAUAAACUUAGAGCUAAACUACGAGAGAAAAAAGAUGAAGAAUUUUGGUUGAAAGUUCAAAAGAAAAUGCAAGAUAAAAUUGAUCAAAGUCAAGAAAAAGAAGAUAAAUUAAAAAGAUCAUUGCAAGCAAAUCAGUGUAGGAUAUUGGGAAAUCAGCUUGAAGAAAUCCGAAAGGCCAGAGAAAUGGAUUUGGCUCGUACAAACAAAGAAAUGGAAGAAAUGAACCUUAAAAUGAAGACUAGCCAAGGUGAUGAACAAAAACAGGCCUUAGAAGCUCGCAAAUCAAAGAGCAGGGAUGUUAAAAAUUCCUUAAAUACAAUUUGUGAGCAGCAAAAACUAAUCAGGGAUGAGGCUGAAAACUUUGAAAAUGUUUUUCAUAAAGAAACAAUGAGACAAGUCAAUGAGGAGAUUGAGUCUACAAUUCAAAAGAAUGUCAAAUUUAAAGAAGAAACAUCAAGCUAUUUGGAAUAUAUAAAGAAAUUCAAGAAUUUUGCUGCUAAUAAAGAAAAGAAACGAUCUGAAAUGGGCGAUGAAUUAGAUAAACGUUUUUAUUGUUUCAAAAAUCAUCCCAAAAAGAGUUUGGCAGCUAACAAACGACACAUAGCCGAAUCAAGUCAUAAAACCUUACUGAAGCAGAUUUGUGAAGAAAAAACACGAAGAUUUAAACUUGUGGCUGCCGAGAGAGAAAACAAAAUGUUGGAAAAUCGUUUUGUUAAGAUGAAAAUUCAAGACAGGUUAAAGGAACGUUUGCAAGUGCAAAAGGAUCUUGAUGACCAGAUAGCGGAAAUAAAUCGUUUAAAGAACGAGAAACAAAAACAAUUUGAAAAUGAACUUAAUCGUGCUGAAGAAGAUCAACUUUUUUGUGAGCAGCUAUUGGAAAAGCAUAAACUUGAAGGUUGUGAUUAUUUAAAUCCGCAUCCGAAUUGGAAGCUGAUGGCUUGCUUUAAAGAAAUUGAUGGUUAAAAUAUGUAUUUUUUAUGUGUACUUUUGUGGAUAAAUUUUGGUGUUUAAUAUUACUCUAUAAAAA